This is a messenger RNA of Hypoxylon trugodes, 1146 nucleotides long. RefSeq lists its product as uncharacterized. Lineage: Eukaryota; Fungi; Ascomycota; Sordariomycetes; Xylariales; Hypoxylaceae. The transcript has 2 exons. The coding region runs from base 1 to 1146 and encodes 381 amino acids. The record is from RefSeq and is a predicted model, not a curated record.
AUGGAGGCUCUACUGAAACGUGCGGCCUCAUUUCCGAAUUGGUCUCAGAACCCCAUUCCCGAUUUUAAGCUUUCGGCAUCGGGCGUCAUCGCUCUUGCUGACCUUGGUACUAUCGCCCAGCGUACUCGAAUUGUAGGAGGUUCAUCAUGGCUCGACGCUCUGCUCUUAGCGCCUGGUCUGCACUAUCAGCAGGCCGCCGAUGCGGUCGCCGGAGAGACUGAGACCUCUUACAGCGCCAUUGAGAUGUAUGAGGGCCGUAGCUCGGCCUAUAAUAUCACCAAUUCCGCCACCCGCCGCUACCUCGAGCGAGUCGGCAUGGCCGGCCAAACCGUCACCGUCGACGUUGGCAUGAUGCCGGACCGUAAUUACAACUUCCGGGGGAGCGGUCGGCGGGGACAGCGCGCUACAAUCUGGCGCGACCAGGGCGCUGACUUAGGGUGGUUCUCGCAUGUCUUGUACCUUGCGAGCCCCGUACUCACGGUCACCGCUUUUGUCUUUAUGAUAUUGCUUCAAGAGUGGUGGGGCGUCGCCUCCCUAUUAGCCCUUAUGCUCUCCCGGGUUCUUAAUAUCUGGGUCAUUAAACAACGCUCGAAGCCGCCAGAGGCUCCACCACCGAAACCUGACGUCAGCAGUAUGCUAACCGAGUACCUUGUUGACCUAGGUGAAGGCCGUAAUAUCUGCUUGCGCGGCGUCGCGGAAGACCUGCAGGCUAUCACUACGACAAGUUGGUUGCGCGCCAAGACACACCUAGAUGGCUACCUCGAGGCUGCCGCUAAGCUAAUUGUUUUCGUAGUCGCUGCAUUCAGCGGUAACUUUACGCAGGCUGGUUCCAUUAUCUUCAUGCUCUUGUUACUCGUGACAGCCGGGCUUCUGGGAUUGAGCAACGCGCACGCGAAAACUUUCCGCAUGCACGGUCGCCUAGCCACUCCGACCGUCGACAACCUGCCUCGUGGCACUAAGGGCGCACCGCCGUAUCCACCUAGCGAGUCAUUCGGUUCGGAUAGUAAGGGAGGAAGUGUCUCAUGGCCGGCCACGACAACAAGAACAUCGAGUGGGUUCACGGGUAUGUCGGACUUCGCGGAGAAGGGACAGAUCGGCGGCGUAUUGAGGGAUCGGUAUCCAUUCGACGGGCUCGAUUAUAGGUGA